GACACUUUUCUUUUACAAAUAUUACAUGAAUAUAUAUUUGCCGGCCAAAUGUACAAAGAGAAUUCAAACUUCUCUAGCAUUUUUUUGCCAUUUAUAGUUAUUAUCACCGCUCAUAUCAUUCCACAUAAUUUUGUGAGAUUCGCUUCGUGUAAGGACAUAAUGGGUUGUGUAGUAGGCAAGGGUUAUAGUUUCACUCCGGAGAGACUUGAGAGGAUGAAAAAUGAGAAUAGUUAUGUUAAAGGAAAUAGAGUUGAAAAACAACAACGACAAAGAGAACAACAACAAAUGAGGGAUAUGUCUCGAAUUCGCGAUCAAGAAGGGAAUCAUGUACUACUUGAUCACGAAGAGAAAAGAAAUGGAAAUAAUGGAGUUAAAAUAGGAAUAAUUGAUCAAUUACAAAGAGUUAUAAUAAGUGAUAAUGGUAGGAAAAUAGGAGGAGAUGAUCAAUUGGUAGAUGGAUGGCCUAAGUGGCUUGUUGAUAAUGUUCCUAAAGAGGUUUUGGUUGGUUUAGUUCCAAAGACUGCUGAUUCAUAUGAAAAGCUAGAUAAGGUAGGGCAAGGGACAUAUAGCAAUGUGUAUAAAGCUAGAGAUAGGAAAAGUGGGAAACUAGUAGCCUUAAAGAAGGUUAGAUUUGAUACAAGUGAACCAGAGAGUGUGAAAUUUAUGGCAAGAGAGAUUAUAAUAUUGAAGAAACUUGAUCAUCCAAAUAUUAUAAAACUUGAAGGAUUAGCUACUUCAAGAAUGCAUUAUAGUCUUUAUUUGGUAUUUGACUUUAUGCCAUCUGAUUUAACUAAACUUAUUAAUCACACUCAAGGAAUUAGACUCACUCAACCUCAGAUAAAAUGUUACAUGGAGCAAUUGUUAUGUGGACUUGAACAUUGUCAUGAAAGAGGAAUAUUGCAUAGAGAUAUUAAGGGGUCCAAUUUGCUAAUAGACAAAAAUGGGAUACUAAAAAUAGGUGAUUUUGGACUUGCAAAUUUCUAUGAAACAAAGACAAAGAGGCCCCUAACAAGUAGAGUUGUCACACUUUGGUACAGAGCACCAGAAUUACUUUUGGGUUCCACUAAUUAUAGUGUUGGAAUUGAUCUUUGGAGUGUUGGUUGUCUUUUGGCUGAAAUGUUUAUUGGAAGACCUAUUUUGCCUGGUAGAAAUGAGAUUGAACAACUUCACAAGAUAUUUAAGUUAUGUGGUUCACCAACAGAAGAAUAUUGGAAGAAAGUGAAGCCACCGACAACAUUUAGACCACCGCAACACAAGCCAUGUUUUGGACAAUUUUUCCCCAAUUUGCCUCAUUCUGCUUUUCCCCUCUUAUACACACUUUUGUCUGUUGAGCCUCACUUGCGUGGCACUGCUUCUACUGCCCUUCAAAAUGAAUUCUUUACAACAAGCCCAUUAGCAUGUGGGCUCUCCGAAUUGCCUGUUUUCAAAGUGGAAGAAGAUGGGCCGGCCCAAUCCAUUGAUAUCACAAGGAAGAGAGAUUCAAAAGGCAAACGGGUUAAGAAAAAUAGGGAGGGCUAUAGAAAAUUGCUCUCCAAUAUUUCUGAAAACUCAAAAGAGGAAAAGCAAGGGGAGUCAAGUAACCAAAGCCAAGAUAUGGGUGAAAUUAGUAGUAAUUCAUUUUCCUUAAACAUGAUUAAUAAUAAUAAUAAUCAAAGUCCUCCUCCAUCACCAACUCCAUUUUUCAAAUUUAGAAACAUUAAUCAAUUUUCUAAAACUGAGGCACAUCCUAAUGCUCUCAAAAACAUUAAAAAUUAUCCAAUUUUAUUAGCCUCUAUUACUGAAGCAGCCAAAAAUUAUGAAGAUAAUAGAUUAAGUCUUAAUCGUAGGUCAAUCUCAACCAUUGAUUUUAGAAAUCAUCAUGAUCUAAUGGACCACAAAAUCUCUAACAUAUUUAGCUUUGAAGAUACUAGUUAAUUACUUAAUAGUAAAUUUUGAUUUUGAUCUUUGAUCAACUGUAUUGGACCUUUAAUUAAUAAA
Molecule: messenger RNA, 1977 nt
Organism: Solanum lycopersicum (tomato)
Lineage: Eukaryota; Viridiplantae; Streptophyta; Magnoliopsida; Solanales; Solanaceae
Product: probable serine/threonine-protein kinase At1g09600
Biological process (GO): protein phosphorylation; positive regulation of transcription elongation by RNA polymerase II
Cellular component (GO): cyclin-dependent protein kinase holoenzyme complex; nucleus
Molecular function (GO): ATP binding; RNA polymerase II CTD heptapeptide repeat kinase activity
Source: RefSeq, a predicted model, not a curated record